ACAAUGUGUACUCAAUUUUAAGAGAGUUAUACUCACUGAAGAAUGCGACCGGCCCUACUGUCAAACCGCCUGCUGUAUAUCCUCAAGUUAUCCGGUCCAUCCGGUCCGACCGGCCUAAUCGUCCCCAAGUAGGCGUUGUAGGCUGGCGGCACGCACGCAAAGACCCUUCUCUCUCUCCCUCUUGUGUGUCGCGAUCUCGCGAUCGGAGGCGAUUGAGGAACCAGAGCGGAGAUUAGGAAACCCUAAUCCAGGCACAGAACUACAUGGCCACCGCAAUAGCAGGCCACAACGAAGACGACGAUAAGCACCGCCGCCUAUACAACCCUUACCAAGACCUCCAAGUCCCAAUCCAAACCCUCUACAAGCUCCCCACCUCCCCGGAGUUCCUCUUCCAGGAGGAGUCCGCCGCCCAACGCCGUUCCUGGGGCGAAAACCUCACCUACUACACAGGUAUCGGCUAUCUCUCCGGGGCACUCGUGGGUGCCGGUAAGGGCCUCGCCGACGGCGUCAGUGCGGUUGAGCCCGGCGACACCUUGAAGCUCCGAAUCAAUCGGAUCCUCAACUCGUCGGGCCACUCGGGUAGGAUGUUCGGCAAUCGGGCAGGGGUGAUCGGGUUGCUUUAUGCUGGGUUGGAGAGCGGGAUUGUUGCCGUGAGAGACACUGACGAUGUGGUGAAUAGUGUGGUGGCGGGGCUGGGGACCGGCGUGUUGUAUAAGGCUGCGGCCGGGCCGAGGUCGGCAGCUGUGGCAGGUGCGAUCGGAGGGUUGAUGGUGGGUGCGGCUUUGGCGGGGAAGCAGGUGUUUAAGAGAUACGUCCCGAUAUAGGGUUUGUACGCACGUCUUUGUCUUGUUACAAUUACAAUUUUGAUCUGUUGAGAUAUGAGACUCUGUAUUUUUAUGUUUUAAGUAUGCCAUCAUUUCGUUAAAUCCAUUGAAUUAUGCGGCAUGGAAGGUGCAUGCUUUGAUAAACUUAUGCCAUUUGCUAAUUGCUUAUUGUAAUUUUUAGAUCAAUUGUUAUGAAUAAUUGCUGGGAGGUGGACUUGUGAAUAAAAUGAUUCUAGUUCACGUUGUUGCCUUCGAAUUAA
Molecule: messenger RNA, 1084 nt
Organism: Malania oleifera
Lineage: Eukaryota; Viridiplantae; Streptophyta; Magnoliopsida; Santalales; Ximeniaceae
Product: mitochondrial import inner membrane translocase subunit TIM23-1-like
Exons: 1
Coding region: 264-824 (186 amino acids)
Biological process (GO): protein import into mitochondrial matrix
Cellular component (GO): mitochondrial inner membrane; TIM23 mitochondrial import inner membrane translocase complex
Molecular function (GO): transmembrane protein transporter activity
Source: RefSeq, a predicted model, not a curated record